Messenger RNA from Dendroctonus ponderosae (mountain pine beetle), 1247 nucleotides. RefSeq lists its product as uncharacterized. The transcript is spliced from 7 exons. The record is from RefSeq and is a predicted model, not a curated record. NCBI's taxonomy places the organism in Eukaryota, Metazoa, Arthropoda, Insecta, Coleoptera, Curculionidae. Bases 1 to 1221 code for a protein of 406 amino acids.
AUGGACAACCGCAUUACUCGGCGUCCAAUCAGCAAGAUGAUCACUUUGAGGAUCCAAUUGGCGGCUAGUGUCUUCUGUGCGAUAGUGUUUCUGUUCAUUGACAGUACUCAAAGCGGGUCGCAGCUGGUUUUACUGGAAAAUCGCACUAGUGUUUUAAAUCGCACCGGGCGACAGUUUGUGUGGCUGCCGUUUUUUUGGGGCGUCGGCUUGGUGCGCUUUGAAAACGGAGAAUGUGAUGCCGGGAACGGAUUUACCGGCACCUGCUACACUCGCAGGGAGUGCAACUAUCUGGAUGGAGUUCGUGCAAGUUUAUGCGCUAAUAAAGCGGGCGCGUGCUGCGUGUUCCAACGCACUUGCGGAGACAGCUCCGAUCUGAACAACACCUACUUUGUCAGCCCCGGGUUCCCCACCACGUACACGGGGGGUACUGCAUGCUCUUUCACCAUAGUUAAGCAGGACGACGCUUGCCAGGUUCGCCUGGACUUUCUGACGCUGAACCUGGCGCAGCCCAACAUUAACGGAACCUGCACAACAGACGCGCUGACCGUUACAGGAGGAGCGUCAGUGGCGCCGGUUCUUUGCGGCGAAAACAGCGGCCAGCACAUGUACAUGGAUUUCAACGGGAACCAGUCGAUUACCAUUACGAUUUAUGUGCGAAGCAGCAGCGCUUCCCGUAGCUGGAACAUCAAGGUGGCGCAGAUUAACUGCAAUUGUCCCUGGCGAGCUCCAUCUGGAUGUUUGCAGUUCUACAAUCAACUGUCUGGAACAGUGCGCAGUUUCAACUAUGGUAGUUCCAGUGUGCUGAAUGGAACUCGGCAGCUGGCCGGGAUGAACUAUGGGGUUUGCGUCAAUAUGUUCCCUGGGUACUGCUCCAUUGAGUGGUCAGCCACCUCCGAUCUCUACGGAUUCUCGUUGACUGGCAACACUUUCACGGCAGUGGGGGAUGGUACCUUGGGAACCACCGCCGCCUCCCUGACGGGAGUGAACUGCACCACUGACUUUGUGGUGAUUCCAGCUCCGAUUUUGACCUCGAACAGCAGCUACUUGAACACGGACCGGUUCUGCGGAAAUGGGUUCCCUUCGGUGAUAUCGUAUUCCAAGCCCUUUGUGCUGACGGUGGUGACCAACGGGAACGAAGUGAACGACACGGGAAAUCGGGGAUUUUCGCUAUCUUUCACUCAGGAAUUGUGCUCGGGCGCCUUGAUACUAGGAAAACGAUAAGAGCCAAAUAAACGUUUCAGUACGUA